AUGGAAGGCCGCUUGGCCAAUCUUGCUGGUGAGGUCUCAGCCCUGCGAAGCCAGCUUGAAGAUCUGCGGAAGCUCCACGGGGAGCUGGCAGCAGAGGGCGACUUGUUGCACGCUCGCCUUCAGAGUCUUCCGGAGAACACUAAGCAUAACAGGUCUUCGGAUGAACACGCUCUGGGCUCUGGCUCGACCCGUGGCAGCGACCCUGGUAGCACUUUCCAUUUUUCUAUGUUCACAACGGCAGAGCCGUCUUCUCCCGGCGGCCAUGCCUCGGUCGAUCGCCGGUAUCCACAGUCCAAGUCCCGCGCCGUGGCGCCCGACUCCCGCAGCGCAGACGAUCACGCUGAGCAUCUAGCUCAGGGACCCCCUUUGGCUCUGGAUCCUUGGGACGAAAUUAUGAUGUCCAACUACAACGAUGACGGUCCGGAGCCCGACGGGCCUUCGCACUUAGCCGCGGGAAGCACCACCGGCAGCCCCGCGACGGGCCUGAACGCAACCCUAAACACGUCUACCCCUCGGCUGCCGGGUUCCGGAGUCGCCAGUGUUGGUAAUCUCUCCUCCACUCCUGGAGUAGGUGGUGGUGGCGGCGGGGCCCCCGCCCUGGCAGCACCUUUGGCCGUAGGGGCCGCAGGGCAGCUUGAUUGCUCUUCGCCUGCUGCGGCUGCUGCUGCGGCAGGGGCAUCGACAAGGCCCUCUGAGCCAAGCGGCGGCAGUGGCGAAGAGCCGGGAUUUUCUGUCGUACCUGCAGCAAUGGAUCCUCUUUGCUGGCAGCAGCAGCAACAACAACAGCAUCUGUCAGGGUUUGUGCCGCCGUGCAACGUGGAGGGUAGCUUUCCGAACCCGCUGGAGCACCCGCUCCAGCUUCAGCCACCUCCCCACCUGCAGCCGCCAAUACAGGAGCAACCGCAGCUCCACGCCGGGCAGCAGCAGCACCCGUACACUGCAGGAGCUUUGAGGCAGCCAGCGGUAACCUGCUCAUUGUCGCUCCUCGGGGAUUUACCUCCUACCUCUCCGCAGCCCGUCCAGUCGCGACAGCUUCCAUGGCAGCAGCAGCCGCACCUGCCGCUGCCAGCCAGCAGCCAUCAGGAGCUCGAGGACACGGCGGCCCGUCAGAGCACGGGGGACCAAGGUGCACGCUGGUCGGCAGCCCCUCCGCACUUGGACGGGGCCGCCAACGCACACUUGCGGGGAUCGGGCGGCGGGGAAACCGCCCCGGGAGGUGCAGCCGCUGUCGGCGGCAGCGUAUGUAACGGUGCUGCUGCUUCACCAUACGCCUCGGCAGCGGUGGAGGCGGCAGUGGUGGUGGUGGGGGAUGGAGCGGCUGGCCCCGCGGAUGACAUGGGUGCGUGGCUUGCAUCUGGCCGAGCGGCGACGGCCGCCGGGCCGCUGAGCGGCUCUCCCUCUCCUGCGUUGACGCUCACCGGCGGCAUCGGCCCCCCGGCCGCCGCCGCCGCCGCCGCCGCUCCUUCCGGGGCAAUGUACCCAAACCCGUUCCUUCGCAGCGACUCCCGGGGCCUUUCGCUUGCGAGCAGGUUGAGCGGUGGUGUCAUACGCGGCGGAGUGACUCGAAACGGCAAGUGCUACGCCGGCGGCGGCGGCCCCGCGGCGGCUGCGGCGGCCUUGCUGCAUGGCGCUGGGAUGUCACCCGUCUGCGGUCUGGGGCCGCUAGGGGCCACGGGUUUGGGGGUAGGUGCCGCAGUGGGGGGAGAGGCAAUGGCUGCGCACGGGGAGUGGGGAGAGAUGGCGGGUAAUGGCGGGAAGGCCUACCAACAGCAGCAGCUCGGCCGCGACAGCAAUGUCAAUAGCAGUGGCAGCCCACUGAAUCAGCCCACGCAAUCAUCGGGCUCUGCCGGUGUCCCCGGGCCAUCAUCUCUCCCUGGAGUCCCAGGUUCGUACGGCCAUUCCCAUCCGUACAAUAUGCCGUACGGUCCGCAGCCUCCGCCAGUGUUUGCGGCGCCGUACAGCAGCCCUAACCCAUUGCCCAUUAGGUGCGGCAGCGGAUCCGCGUUGGACCGGUCUGUCGAGUGGCGGCGGGCGCCGGGUGUACGGCACCCGGCCAUGUCGCCGCUGGCUCCGCCGACGGGGGAUGCCGUUGCCGGGGCCAUCUCGCCGCCGCCGCCGGGCCUCGGGUCGGAGCCGGACGCGCCACAUCUACAAUGA
This is a messenger RNA of Volvox carteri f. nagariensis, 2157 nucleotides long. RefSeq lists its product as uncharacterized. The record is from RefSeq and is a predicted model, not a curated record. The transcript is spliced from 5 exons. NCBI's taxonomy places the organism in Eukaryota, Viridiplantae, Chlorophyta, Chlorophyceae, Chlamydomonadales, Volvocaceae. Bases 1 to 2157 code for a protein of 718 amino acids.